UCCACAGACAUUGGGAGUGUCCGGACGGGAUUUGGUCUGAGGACAUUCUUUUAAGAAAUCCACCAAAGUGUGCCUGCGUAAAGGGGGCCUACCUAGUCUCAAAAUCCCUGUGCGACGAGGAGUUUGAAAUCCUGACGGGAGAUAAUCAUUGUUUCGAUGUGUCAAGGACUGGAGCACGAAAAUUUACCCCUCUCACUGGCCGAAGUGGACUGAAGGGCAAAGCAAACACCGUAUUUCGUCGCGAUGCCCCCUACGCGGCACGUCUUGUUUCGCCAACGCCAACCACCACAGUCAACGAACCAGUCAAUUACCUCUUCAGAUUAAAUGACCCCAACGAUUUUUCCGUCUACGCCACACUCCCGGACGGAUCUGGGGCAAGAUUGAGUUGUUUCAAAGGUCAGGCAAAUGGUUCCGAUCCAAUCAUGCAAAUCGCCGAAUUGCCCGAAUGUUCGAGUGACUUCCGCGGACCGAAAGAGUGGUGUGGCAAGGAAGGAAUGCCGUAUGGGAGUUAUGUGACGAGUAUCAAAGUGGGGUCAAAGUGGGGACCAAAAUCUUCGGGUUCUGGUACGAAAGACAGUUGUCCCGGCGCGUCCAAAAAGGGUCGAAGAAAAAAACGUGCCACUCCCAUCAAAAAGUCUACUUCUAGCUCUAUCUCGACAGGAAAUUGCCUCAAUUUUAACGAGUCCCUCAUCGAAUUACCCUCACAGCUCGGCACACCGGCUGUAGAAUAUUUCGUGGACAGAAAUGAAUAUCCAGUUCAUGAAUUUCAUACUGAUUCUCUACACCAGUCAGAAAUCAACGACCAAACACUCUCAGUUGUGAAGGACUUGGUGGAUAUGCACCUGGGGGCUAAAGAGGCGAAAACCAGUGUCAAAGUCAGGAUUCAAAAUCCCAGCGAAAUCCCAGCCUUCAAAUUUAUUCAACUCGCACGAGUCAUCAUGGAACGCGUCUGCCCCCAGGAAUACAUUCCUUCCUUCGUUUUAUCCUUCAUAACCCGUUUCUUUCGCCUCAUUCAUCUCGACACGGUGCAGAAACAUCCGUACCCCGAGCAUCUUGAGAGUGAAGGGGUCACCAACACGAAAAUCUUGGAGGCACUGACCUCCUGUCGUGACAAUAUUCCGGAUAAUAUCACUUCUUUCCUACCCAACGAGACAUGCCCAGGUGCCGGAUACACCGGAGCGAGUCUGACCGGAGGACAGAUUUACCUCCUGGGGACGAAUUGGUCCGCAAUGCCGGAAAAUAUCCGAUUCGACCCGUCCUCAAUGGAUAUGAGUUUGGAAACGGUGUACAAAAUGAUGAUGUUGGUCCAUUAUUAUUGCACCCCUAACUUUACGAGCCCCCUUUACCAUUCUGAGUUUGCUGUAAAGUAUGAAGGCUUCUUCAACAAUCCGACCCUGCUUUAUAGAUGGUAUCAUCCGGGACCGUCCAACACCGUUUUGAGAAUGAUUCUUUCUGCCUUUAAGCUGCGAAAUUUUGCAGCCUCAAUAGAUCGUUGUGUGGCGACAGCAAACGCCAUGUCGGCGUAUAAAGGAUGGCUUCGUCGACCCUCGGACGCCCUCAAGUGGAAGCCUCGCUACACACCCGUGGAUGAGGGUUUACCUACAAUGGAGGCUAACACGGUCCACAGAAGAAGGAAACGGUACUACUUCCAGAACAAUAUUUGGGACGAGAAAGCUUACUGUUUGAAAAAUAGUAAAGAUAUUACAUCAGAAGUUAGGAGUUCUUCCGCUAUCGGGUGUAGGAAUAGGCCGGCAUGGUUUCAAAAUACGGAUUAGAACAGUGAUAAAUAAGAAUUAAUAAAAAUUGUUGCAACUAAAACUACCUGAGUCUUGUUAACUUCAGUUUUAAAAUUGUAUGCAAGCAAUGUAAUUUGCAUGAGAAA
Folsomia candida is the source of this 1882-nucleotide messenger RNA. RefSeq lists its product as uncharacterized. The transcript has 9 exons. NCBI's taxonomy places the organism in Eukaryota, Metazoa, Arthropoda, Collembola, Entomobryomorpha, Isotomidae. The coding region runs from base 423 to 1775 and encodes 450 amino acids. The record is from RefSeq and is a predicted model, not a curated record.